AUUAUACUAGUAGGCUUUCUGAAAAAAUAUCUGAUGUUGAUGAUUGUUCUCAUCAUGAGAUUAGAACUAUAAAAAAUGAAUAUAAAAUAUUUGAUUAUUGUCAAAAUUCAACAGAAUCAAAUUGUAAAUAUUAUGAGCAUGAAAUUAAAAUCGAUAAGAAUGAAUAUAAG
Molecule: messenger RNA, 170 nt
Organism: Racocetra persica
Lineage: Eukaryota; Fungi; Glomeromycota; Glomeromycetes; Diversisporales; Gigasporaceae
Source: the annotation of a GenBank genome assembly